CGUUGCUCGACCCCUUAUUUUUUCACAAACAAAUUGCACAGCCCCCAUUUCAGUGCGAAAUACUUCCUGUGGUAGAGACUUUUAAUACAUUUUCCCAUCUUUAUUCAAUAAAAUCUCUCACGAUUUAUCUACACUCGUGACUUUAUUCUUUUUUAAAUUCUCCUAGUUAAAGACACCAUUUCAUAAACCAUUGGCAUUUUCUUAAAAACUUAUGUUACCCAAAUAUAUUUUCAUAUAAAAUCAUUAAUCAUAAUAUACUGAUGUGUAAAGUAAAUUAAUAAGUGUAAAAUAAUUAAAUAUCAGUUGUAGUUGAGGACAAUUUACUUCUCCUCAUUUCUUCUAUGUCCCAAUCAUGUCUAAGUCCUUCUUAGUAGAUUCUAUUUUAACGAAAAGCGAGAACACCUCCCAAAAAUCUGAUUCCUCAGUCCACUUAAGUGGCUGUAAGAGCCCAUGGAUACCAACAAAUACUAUGGUUCUACCUCCAGGACUUUGUAUAUCUUCUCGUGGUCUCUGUAAUAGCUUUGAACUAUCGGAUUAUUUGCAAAGAGGAUUGUACAAUUAUGCUCAAGCAGGAAUUUCCAACAGAAAUACAGGCUAUAGAGAUUCUCAAAUUCCAAAUUCAACACAAAAACUUAAAUCAUCAAUAGUUCCUGGCUCUUUUAGUCAAGAAAAAUCGCCAAAAGAUUCAUGGCAGCAACGAUCAUAUUCUCCGUUCUUAGAAGAAAAAGAAACAAAAGAAUCUCCCAAAAGUGAUGACCUUUCCAGCAGCAAGCGAGUACGGACAGCAUUCAGCAGUGCCCAACUUGUUGAACUUGAACGUGAAUUCGCGUCUAAUAUGUACCUCUCCCGAUUGAGAAGAAUUGAGAUAGCUACAUGUCUUAGACUUUCUGAAAAACAAGUGAAGAUAUGGUUUCAGAAUCGCCGUGUGAAAGAAAAGAAAAUAGGACAUGUUGAGCAAAAAUGUCAAUGUUUAAGAAGUUACAAGUCUCGAAAUGCAGUAUCAUCAACAGUGAAUAGUGACUGGACAGCCAUUAAUUCAUUUUCAAACAAUUCAGAAGACCAGCAUACUUUUGAGUGCUGUGAAAAGAAAAACGAACUUCAUAACUAAUGAGAAAGGACUGUAAGAAGCUGAUUAAAAAAAAAUAUCUAAACUUCUUUAUUUGUGAAUUUAUUUUACUCAUAAAGACACUUGUAAUUUUAAUAAAAUAUUUCCA
Parasteatoda tepidariorum (common house spider) is the source of this 1214-nucleotide messenger RNA. RefSeq lists its product as uncharacterized. Gene Ontology annotation, cellular component: nucleus. Gene Ontology annotation, biological process: regulation of transcription by RNA polymerase II. Lineage: Eukaryota; Metazoa; Arthropoda; Arachnida; Araneae; Theridiidae. Gene Ontology annotation, molecular function: DNA-binding transcription factor activity, RNA polymerase II-specific; RNA polymerase II cis-regulatory region sequence-specific DNA binding. The record is from RefSeq and is a predicted model, not a curated record.